AUGUCGCUAUUCGGAUCGUCACCCGAGGAGGAGACUCCAAUAAACAGCUUCGCCUCAAAGUCCCGCAAUUCCCUUUUCGACGACGAACCCAGCCAAGUUUCGGCGUCGAAAUCCUUAUUCGCAGACGAUGGUGCCGAAGGUGAAUGGGAUGUACCUACUGCGAAAAAAGGCGGGCGGGGUGAACUGGUCAGGAGUUUGCUUGAAGGGUCAGAAGUUCCCGAUAGCUAUAUUGACAUCUUCGAUGACCUGCUCAAGAGCGAUGGGGAUGGAGGAAAGAUCAGUCCUACUGGAGUCACAAAGCUUUUAAGCGCCGGCAAUCUUGAUUCUUAUUCACAGACUCAGAUCAUGAACUUGAUCAGCUGUGGUAGUCAACUCAGAGAUCUGGGCAGAAACGAGUUUAAUGUAUUGCUGGCCUUGAUUGGAUUAGCGCAAGAACAUGAGGACAUAACUCUAGAUAGCGUCGACGACCGACGACGAAAUUUGCCAGUGCCCAAUCUCGCGAGCUUGUCCUCGCCACCGGCCACCCUUCCAGAUGCCUCAGAACCUGCUACGAAACCCGCCCAUCAUCCUAUUACACCCCUACCAGCUCCUCAGAAGCCCAAUCAACCAAAUCUACGAGUAGUUCGACAAUCUCCAAUCGAUUUUCCGGAGGCGGAUCCAUGGGCAAGCCCGGCUUUACACAGAGGUCACAAUCAUGAUACAGGCUCUCUCAAAGCAAACGCGGUACCCAGCGUAACAAGCAAUGGCAUACAAGAACCUGUCAGAACGACAAGUAGUUUUACCACUACCUCAAACGAACCGCCCAACGAGACUUCUAGCCAACCGCCUGGAGACACACCUUCCACCCCUGCAGCUGGUGUCUGGGGAUCCUACGAUGGUGCCCCAGCUUUGUCUUUUGGCAACCCGGAGAAUUCUACAAUCGGCGGAGGCGGGUUCGGCAGCUCAGGAGCUGGGGGCGACCGCCCGAUACAAACCACUCCAAGCCGGUCUUUUGGUGGAGGCCGCGUAACCGGGGGAGGCGUUGAAGAAAAUAUAACAGUAACGCUACUACCGGAGAAAGAGGGAAUGUUCAUGUUCCAGCAUCACAACUACCAGGUCGCAAGUCCGCGCAAAGGGACGAAGGUUGUAAGAAGAUACAGCGAUUUUGUCUGGCUUUUAGACUGCUUACACAAGCGAUAUCCAUUUCGACAACUACCACUGCUGCCACCCAAGAGGGUUGGAGUAAAUGGGAAUCACCUAGCUGCCGACAGCACAUUUAUCGAGAAGCGGAGGAGGGGGCUCGUUCGAUUUGCUAAUGCCCUAGUCCGGCAUCCAGUAUUGAAUCAGGAACAGUUGGUGAUCAUGUUUUUGACAGUUCCGACAGAGCUUUCUGUAUGGCGAAAACAAGCAACUAUCUCGGUUCAAGAAGAGUUUGCAGGGAAAUCUCUUCCACCCGGUCUAGAAGAUUCCAUGUUGCCGACCCUCAGUGAUCUUUUCAGUACCACCCGUACUGGUAUCCGCCGAUCCGCCGAUAUUUAUAUCAAUUUGUGUAAUCUUAUGGACAGGCUCGCAAAGCGGAACGAAGGGCUUGCUGCCGACCAAUUACGCCUAUCUCUCUCCUUGCAAUCUUUGACAGAUAUAUCACAGGAUACGUACGCGACGGAUACCAAUGAUGUGCCGCUACUCAAUGAAGGCCUGCAUUCUGUGGCCAAGCAUCUUUCCAACAGCCAAAAUCUUCUAGAGGACGAGGCAAGAGCUUGGGAUCAGGGUGUACUGGAAGAUAUGAAACGGCAAAGGGAUACUUUGGUCAGCAUGAGAGAUAUGUUCGACCGCCGCGACCGCUACGACAAGGAUAAUAUUCCGUAUCUAGAGAGACGGAUUCAAACCAACGAAAACAAGCUUGUUGCCAUUCGCGCAAAACCAGAGGGUCUCAUUAAGCCAGGAGAGAUUGAGAAGGUGACCGAGGCUAUUAUCAAGGACAAGCAGUCAAUAGUCGCUCAGCAUGCUCGGGGGGUCUUUGUUAAAGAGUGCAUAAGAGACGAGCUUAUAUAUUUCCAGCAGUCACAGUAUCAUCUCAGCAGGUUAAACCAGGAUUGGGCGCAGGAGCGGGUGAAGUAUUCAGAACUGCAAGCGGAUAAUUGGAAACAGCUGCAGGAAGAAGUUGAAAGCAUGCCUCUGGGAGAUUGA
Molecule: messenger RNA, 2166 nt
Organism: Venustampulla echinocandica
Lineage: Eukaryota; Fungi; Ascomycota; Leotiomycetes; Helotiales; Pleuroascaceae
Product: PX protein
Exons: 7
Coding region: 1-2166 (721 amino acids)
Biological process (GO): protein targeting to vacuole; retrograde transport, endosome to Golgi
Cellular component (GO): endosome
Molecular function (GO): phosphatidylinositol-3-phosphate binding
Source: RefSeq, a predicted model, not a curated record